UACAAUUACAUGAAUGCAUACUUGCAUAGCAAGAAAAUACCCCAUUGAAGGGUUUCCCAAAAAGAGCAAUUCCCACUAUGCAUUUUUUUUUUUUUUUGUUAGUAAAGCUAGCAAAACCCCAACCUAUCAUCAUCCCUCCUUUUACAAUCUUUUUCUUAAAAACCUUUCUUUUCCUAAGAUCCGUUCUUAUGUGUAAUCUUGGUGGACGGCCAUGGCUGACUCAGCUAAGAACAGAGAAAAAGUUUCACAAUUCACCAUCUUCUCCCCCUCCCUCCAUAUAUAUAUUUGGGGGAGGGGCAGGAAGAUUGGUCAUCUACCAUUGCUCUCUCUUCAGUUAAAGCAUUAGUAAUAUAUCGACUGGAGCAGAAGAAAAAUGGAAGCUUUGAUGAAACAAGACGUCGCCGGGAUCGCGGUUGGCUCGUUGGCGGCGUUUCGGCCUUUCGAGAAGUCUCUAAAGAGAGUGUUGCCUGCUCCCGCUGGCGGCCAAUCCCCGGACGGCGAACCUCGAGCCACGAAACAAUGUAGAGAGGAUUCAGUUGUUAGCAGAGAGAACAAGCUUGGGAGUUUUGGCCAUGGAGUCAAAGAGCAUGUUGCAGUGAGGUUUGGGCAAAAGAUCAGAGAAACCGUGAAGGGAAAGUUGAGUUUGGGAGCAAAGAUGAUUCUUAAAGUUGGUGGAUUGAGGAAAGUUUACAAGCAACUCUUCAGUGUAAGAGAAGAGGAAAAGCUAUUGAAGGCUUGUGAGUGCCAUUUGUCAACCACAGCAGGACCUCUUCCUGGUUUCCUCUUCAUUUCCUCACACAAACUUGCCUUUUGCAGCCACAAAUCUAUCAAAUUCUCUUCCCCAAAUGGAGAUCUCCUAAGUUUUCAUUACAAGGUGGUGAUUCCAGUGGGGAGAGUAGAGAGAGUGAACCAGAGUGAGAAUGUGAAUAAGCCUUCACAGAAGUACUUGGAGAUAGUAACUGUGGAUAAUUUUGAUUUCUGGUUUAUGAGAUUCCAAAAUUUCCAGAAGACUUUCAGAUUUCUUCAACAAACAAUCUCUCAAGAAUGGAGUAUUAAUUGCUAGUUGUAUGUUUGGUAGAAGUGUUUUCUUUUCCUUUGCUUCAUUUAUAUUUACUUAUUGGAGCUAGGAAUAGAUUAAAUUAUUAGACCCAAUUUGUACAAAUUUAAUUGGUAUCAAUACAACAAGUUGAUAUAUUAUAUAUAUGUUUGGUGUUUUCAAAUUUA
This is a messenger RNA of Momordica charantia (bitter melon), 1224 nucleotides long. Its product is annotated as putative GEM-like protein 8. Lineage: Eukaryota; Viridiplantae; Streptophyta; Magnoliopsida; Cucurbitales; Cucurbitaceae. The record is from RefSeq and is a predicted model, not a curated record.